Messenger RNA from Theileria equi strain WA, 852 nucleotides. RefSeq lists its product as hypothetical. Lineage: Eukaryota; Apicomplexa; Aconoidasida; Piroplasmida; Theileriidae. The record is from RefSeq and is a predicted model, not a curated record. The transcript has 6 exons. The coding region runs from base 20 to 796 and encodes 258 amino acids.
ACAGAUAAUAACUUUUCAAAUGUCUCCAAAUGGAUUUGUAAAAUGGAUUCUGGCAUUUUAUAUCGCAGGGGGAUUAAUAUCUGUCGAUUCUAUCGGAAUCGGAGGUGAUGUGGCUUCUCCAAGCUUUGUCGUUGAGAAUAUCCGAUUUCAGAGGGGUCUAGGCUUUACUGAAAUAUCACAAGUGGACAAUGAUCUCCUGUUAAAAACAAACACUGUGCAACUACGCAUUAAUCCGGAGAUUUUUGAAUGUAUGUCUAAACUCCAGUUCAAUGGAACCCUAAAAACAACAUCAUUAGCCAAAUCUGGUGUUAAGCAAUGGAGUAUGUGGAGCGUGGACAGGUUCGACAAGGGUGAAGAAAUGAGAUGGAUGCCAACGAAUACAAGUACAUGUGGAAAAUCCCAGGAUUCCUUUCUAGGUGGUCAUUGUAAACUUGGUUUUGGGCGCGUGAAACGAAUAUACAAUGACAUACCAUCACACACUGAGAUAAAAGUUACCGGAAGGGUACACUUUUUUGAUAUGUGGAACGGAGAAUAUAUUAUUCUCAAAGCAGAUGAUACUGUACUGUGGACAGAAUCCCACAACUGGUGUCCAAGUGUAACGGACACUGCCUGCAAAAAAUACGGUAUUGACGUCUGCGGACAAGAAUAUCCAGAUAGGCUAUCGGUUUAUUUCAAUGUAUCAAUGAAACAUGAAAAUAGUGUGUUAUCCCUAGAAUUUAAAAGUACACUCGAUAAAAAUACAAAUCCCUGCGACGUAUCAUGGGGGAUUGACGAUAUAGCUCUGUAUAUUAGGUAAUCUCUAACUUGGCAUGCGUGAAUUCAGCAUUUCACUCUGAGUUAACCCGUCAAUGU